AUGACGCAUCCACCUGCGUCAGGUACUUCUUCAGAAAAGAAUCUUGAUUACUGGUCGCAGCAGCUCCGCAACCUACCGCGACUUGCGCUGCCCUUAGACUACCCGCGUCCAGCGACCACAAGAGUCGUUCAUGCCUUGAAAUCGUGUGUGCUGCCCCCCGCCACAUGCCGCGCACUUGCGCGCCUAUCGCUGUACGAGGACGAAAAUGAGGUGCCAUCGCGGUUUUCGGAGACAAUGGAGGAGGAAGAACAGCCGCGGGCAUGUCAUUUUCUGCUUGCUGCACUCGUUGUUCUCAUCCACAGGUACACAGGCGACACAGACAUUGUGGUCGCGAGCAACCACCCUGACACAGGCGAGGCGCUUAUCUUGCGAAUUCGAGUUGAGCCGGGCGACGCGUUCUUGCAGGUUGCCAAGUGUGUGCAAGCUGUGGAAGCAGAGGCCAUUCGACACCUUGCGCCAUACGACGAUAUUGCAAGGCGGCUUGAGUCAGACCGUGUUGCCACGGAGGGCCCUGCUCCUUCGGGUACGAGUCAUGCGCCUUUCCGCGUGCGCUUUUUUGAUGAGACGGCUUCGAUGCAGUGGUUCAUGCAACGCACAAACGCAACGACAGAUUUGUCGAUGUUUGUCACGCCACCUGAAGCGAGUGUUGACGCUGAAGUGGGGCCUGCGCACACCACAGCCGCGCAAAGUUCCGUCAAGCCGUCGAGAGAUGGCGUGUCAGCGUUCAGAGCACCGGCCCAUGCGCCGGUGGCUGUCCAUAUCUCGUACAAUGCGCUGCUGUUCUCUGCGCACCGUAUCGAAAGCAUUCUGAGCCAGUUCGACCAGCUUAUCUGCUCAGCAGCGAAACAUCCUAUGACGCCGGUGGGCCAGAUUCUUAUCCGCACAAAGGCCGAGUCGCACAUGCUACCUGACCCGCGCAAAGACCUCGAUUGGUGUGGCUACCGAGGAAGCAUCACAAGCUACUUGGAGCGCCACGCUCAGACAUUCCCGGAGCGACGUUGCUUGGUUGAGAGUGUGAUGAGCGCUGCCCCAGAUGGAAAGCUUCCUGCACCAGCGUCACAAGUGCGAACAGUCAGCUAUGGUGAACUGGAUCGCGCAAGCAAUGUUGUUGCGCACCAUCUGCUUCACUCGGGCGUGCAACGCGGCGAAGUUGUGACAGUGUAUGCGCAUCGCGGGGUCGACUUGGUCGUGGCAGUGUUGGGUGUAUUGAAGGCUGGCGCCACAUUCAGUGUGAUUGAUCCGACGUACCCAUCGAGUCGCCAAAACAUCUACCUGCAAGUGGCGAAACCCCGCGCGCUGAUUGUGCUGGCGAAAGCAGGCUCGAUUCAUCAGCAGGUGCGUGCAUGUAUCCAAGAGGAGCUCGAGUUGCGUACGGAAAUCCCGGCUCUCGAGCUGGGAGCUGAUGGUGUAUUGCGCGGUGGCAACGUUGGCGCUGGCGAUGUGCUAAAGGAGGCUCAAGCAUUCGCAGGACAACCGACACGCGUCGUGCUUGGUCCUGACAGCAUUGCAACACUGUCGUUCACGUCUGGAUCGACGGGAAUUCCCAAAGGUGUCCAGNGCCGGCAUUACAGCUUGACGCACUUUUUCCCGUGGAUGGGUGAGCGGUUUGAGCUUGGAGAAAACGAUCGCUUUACGAUGCUUAGCGGCAUUGCGCAUGAUCCCAUUCAACGCGAUAUAUUUACGCCCAUUUUCUUUGGUGCUGAGCUGCACAUUCCGACGUCGGAGGACAUUGGCACUCCCGGCCGGCUGGCAUCGUGGAUGGCGUCGUCAGGGGCGACUGUGACGCAUCUGACGCCGGCUAUGGGCCAGCUGUUGUCCGCACAGGCCACGACCCCGAUCCCAACACUGCGGAAUGCCUUUUUCGUUGGGGAUAUCUUGACGAAACGCGAUUGUACUCGGCUCCAGUCUCUCGCCCAGAACGUGCGCAUCAUCAACAUGUAUGGCACGACUGAGACGCAGCGUGCCGUGUCGUACUUUGCCAUUCCCCCUGCGAGUGUGGAGCCUGCAUUUUUGCAGACACAGAAGGACAUUAUGCCAGCCGGGCAGGGCAUGAUCGAUGUGCAGCUAUUGGUUGUGAACCGGAAUGCCCGGCAGGAGACAUGUGCAGUGGGAGAGGUGGGCGAGAUUUACGUCCGCUCCGGUGGCCUGUCGGAGGGAUAUCUCGGACCACCUGAGGUGACAGCAGAAAAGUUCCUCUUCAAUUGGCUCGCGCCUGAUCUCGAGAUAGCCGAUACCCUGCAAGGCACGUGCGAAGGCCAAUUCUGGAAGGGACCACGCGAUCGAAUGUACCGCACGGGCGACUUGGGUCGCUACCUGCCAGACGGCACAGUCGAGUGUACGGGGCGAGCCGACGACCAGAUCAAGAUCCGUGGCUUCCGUAUCGAGCUGGGCGAAAUCGAUACGCACCUGUCCCGGCAUCCGCGUGUCCGAGAAAAUGUGACACUAGUGCGGCGUGACAAGGACGAGGAGAAGGUGCUGGUGUCGUACUUUGUGCCGACGGACGAUGUCCAAUCAGAGUCAGAGGCCGUGCAGGACGUGAAGGAAGCUGACAUUCCUGACGGCCCCGGCCGCGACUCGCUUUGGCGCAUCCGGCAGUACAACCGGCUCAUUAAGGAUAUUCGCGAUUAUCUCAAAGGAAAGCUGCCGUCGUAUUCCGUCCCCACCCUCUUUGUGCCGAUGACCAGAAUGCCUCUGAAUCCAAACGGUAAGAUCGACAAGCCGGCGCUGCCAUUCCCCGAUACGGUGCUGGCCCAGCGCAUGGCGCAAGUCUCUAGUGUGCAGAGUGAGAGUCGCGAGCGCUCUCACACCGAGCGAGCCAUCGCCGACGUCUGGAGGCAGCUGCUCCCUGGCGUUGCUGAGCCUGUGCCCCUUGACGAGUCCUUCUUCGACUUGGGCGGGCACUCGAUCCUUGCCACGCGUCUCGUGUUCCAACUGCGGCAGAAGUUGGGUAUUCAUGUACCGCUUGGCCUCGUGUUUGACGCGCCAACCAUCGCUCAGCUUGCUUCGGCACUGGACCAGCUUCGCUCCCACGAGUCGGAUCUGGCCAUGACGCCUGCAGGAGGUGCCACACCAGGGCCAUAG
Molecule: messenger RNA, 3081 nt
Organism: Malassezia globosa CBS 7966
Lineage: Eukaryota; Fungi; Basidiomycota; Malasseziomycetes; Malasseziales; Malasseziaceae
Exons: 1
Coding region: 1-3081 (1026 amino acids)
Biological process (GO): L-lysine biosynthetic process
Molecular function (GO): phosphopantetheine binding; L-aminoadipate-semialdehyde dehydrogenase [NAD(P)+] activity
Source: RefSeq, a predicted model, not a curated record